Molecule: messenger RNA, 3545 nt
Organism: Leguminivora glycinivorella
Lineage: Eukaryota; Metazoa; Arthropoda; Insecta; Lepidoptera; Tortricidae
Gene: Nep2
Product: neprilysin-2
Exons: 17
Coding region: 213-2537 (774 amino acids)
Biological process (GO): protein processing
Cellular component (GO): plasma membrane
Molecular function (GO): metalloendopeptidase activity
Source: RefSeq, a predicted model, not a curated record
CCUAGUCGACAGCGCAGCAGCGGCCGCUUCCUCGACUACUACUCGCAAGCAGGCAGGUGAGCUCGGAGCCGCCUCCUAGACAGAGUUCGGUCCGCGCUUUCCUCGACCGGCGGUAGUUUCCCUGACCGCUCAGUCUCAUCUUGCAAGGCGCAGACUGUGAACGUCGCUCGGUCGCGCCGCCCGCCACUCGCGCCGCGCUCGUCCGUCGCCGCAUGUCGUCCGCUGCGGACGGAGAAUACAUUGCUACAAAUUUCAACAACAUGAGAAACAACGUCAAACCAUCAUUUUGGGGCCAGCGAAGCAAGAUGGAGAAGCGCCUGCUGCUGGUGGCGGGCGUGACCAGUGCGCUGGCCGUUGGCUUCUGCGCGGCUUUCGUGCUGGCUCUGCUGCUGCGCCCCGCGCCCGCGCACCACGACAUGCCACAAACUAGUGAACUGAGAUUUUCUGAAUCCAUGCCGCCUGCCGCCAAUUCCAAAGGUUCCGACGAGAAGAUCUGCAGCCAGCCGGGAUGCGUGCACACAGCGUCAAAACUAUUGCUGAACAUGGAUGAAAAAGUGGACCCGUGCGACGACUUCUACCAGUUCUCGUGCGGAUCUUUCCUGAAGAGCACGCGCAUCCCCGACGACAAGACCUCCGUCAAUACCUUCUCCAUCAUCACGGACCAGCUGCAGGAGCAGAUUCGCGCGCUGCUCGACGAGCCCGUGGCGCCCUCCGAGCCGCGGCCCUUCGUGCUCGCCAAGACCUUGUACCAGGCCUGCAUGAACAGAAGUUCGAUCGAGGCGCGCGGCACGGCGCCGCUGCUGGAGAUGCUGCGGCGGCUGGGCGGCUGGCCGGUGCUGGACGGGUCCGGUUGGAACGAGAACGCCUUCUCCUGGGAGAAGUCCGUCUACAAGUUCCGCGCCGCCGGCUACUCCGUCGACUACUUCUUCGACUUUUCCAUCGGAGUCGACGUCAAGAACUCUACUAAAAGAAUCAUCGAUUUGGACCAAGCGUCGCUGGGACUGAGCCGGGAGUACCUGAACCGCGGGAUGAGCGACAAGCUGGUGCAGGCGUACUACGAGUACAUGGUGGACAUCGCCGUGCUGCUGGGCGCCGACCGCGCGCGCGCGCUGCACGACCUCAAGGACUCGCUGCAGUUCGAGAUGAAGCUCGCUAACAUAUCUCUGCCACUUGAAAAACGUCGUAAUGCUACUAGCCUGUACAACCCUAUGACCAUUGCCCAGAUGCAACAAAAAUUCCCUAGGAUCCCUUGGCUGGAAUAUAUCAACACUCUUCUUGCGCCUCAUACGGUGGUCGGAUUAGACGAAAUUGCUAUAGUCAAUGUGCCCAAAUACUUUUCGGAGCUCGAGAUUCUUCUGGAGAACACCCCGAAGCGCGUUCAGGCGAACUACGUGAUGUGGCGAGUGGCGGGCGCGUCCGUGUCGUACCUGACGGAGGCGCUGCGGCGGCGGCAGCUGACCUACGUGACGGCGCUCUCGGGCAAGACCGAGCGCGAGAGCCGCUGGAAGGAGUGCGCCGACACCACCAGCGUCAGUAUGUCAAUUGCUGUGGGAGCUCUGUACAUCCGAAAAUAUUUCAAUGAAAACUCGAAGGCCAACGCUCUUGAAAUGGUGAAUGACAUUAGGCAACAGUUCCGCAAGACGCUGGAGGAGGUGGAGUGGAUGGACGAGCGCACGCGCAGCGCCGCGCUCGACAAGGCCGACGCCAUGGCCUCGCACAUCGCCUACCCCAGCGAGAUGCUCGACGACGAGAAGCUCAUUAAAUUCUAUGGCGGAUUGGAGAUGUCUUCGGACAAGCUGAUGGAGUCGGUGCUGAACUUGACCCUGUUCGGCACGGAGUACCUGUUCGGCAAACUGCGCGAGCCCGUCAACAAGACCGAUUGGGUCACCCACGGCCGCCCCGCCAUCGUCAAUGCCUUCUACUCCUCCAUCGAAAACAGCAUCCAGUUCCCUGCCGGUAUCCUGCAAGGCGCGUUCUUCUCGGCCAAGCGGCCUGCAUACAUGAACUACGGCGCUAUAGGAUUCGUUAUCGGCGACGAUCGAGAUCAUUCGCACUGGAUCCAGGGACGGCAAUUCGACAAGAACGGCAACUUGAUUGACUGGUGGCAGGAGUCGACCAAACAGGAAUAUCUGGAGAAAGCCAAGUGCAUCAUAGACCAGUAUUCCAACUACACAGUCAAGGAAGUCGGCAUGAAGCUCAACGGCGUUAACACUCAAGGAGAGAAUAUCGCCGACAACGGCGGUAUCAAGGAGGCUUACUACGCGUACCAGGCCUGGACCCACCGCCACGGGGAAGAGCAACGGCUGCCUGGCCUAGAAAGAUACACUCCUCGACAGUUGUUCUGGUUGAGCGCAGCGAACACGUGGUGCGCCGUGUACCGCAACGAGGCGAUCAAGGUGCGCAUCACGACCGGCUUCCACGCGCCCGGCCGCUUCCGCGUGAUUGGGCCCAUGUCCAACAUGGAGGAGUUCGCCAAGGACUUCAACUGCCCGAUCGGCUCCCCGAUGAACCCGGUCAACAAAUGCAAAGUUUGGUAGUCCUCGCAGGCGCUCAGGUGGCUGAAUCGACAUUGGGCUGGCCUGUCGCUCGAUCACGAACACGCUACUGCACCGGCUUACCACUUUAAUACCAUACCCCACAGCUCGACUCAAACGCCGCGUGCAGAUUUUUAAGCAACGUUCGUUGCUACUAUGUGAAAGUUUACUCGCAAUACAUUGCACCUGAUCGACACGUGUUCAGUAGACAUGUCUGGACUGUCAACAUAUCUACUAGCUCGACGGCCGCCGUAGAAUCAUAUAGUGCGCAAGGUAGUAGUGUGGUAUGUUUGUCAAAUUUAGAUGGAGACCUGAGUAUUCAAUUAAUUCAAGUAAUUAUAUAGUUAAAAAACAUUUGUAAAUAAAUUUAUGUCAUAUUCUUAUCAAAUUGUGUGUUUAUAAAAUAGGAUCAAAUGUUACACAGAGCACGACGAAAUCGUCAGUCGAUGGGUACGUUACAAAAGUAGAAUUACGUUCUAAGCUUGUAAAUUUAAGUAGGUACAAAGAAAUUAAAGUUUUAAGAUUUUUUAUUUCAGUAAAUUAAAGUGUUAAAGUUUGUAUAAGUACCCAAAUAAAAAUAUAUACAUAUAGAUAGAUAUACGACCUAAUUGGCUAAAAUAUCGUAACACACCUUUGUUACCACAGAAAUGAGGAUGUGUUCUGGUAUAUUUGGACACUUUGGCCGCCACUUAUUAUAUUUCAUCAAAUUGUACUUACUUACCUACGUUCCACUAAAACUACAAGAACAAAAGGUUCGUUUCUAGUAGGUAUAUUUGUUGUUUAUUUAUUACAAGAUUCGUCAAUAAGACAUCCGAUUUGUACGGAAACUCAUAGUUGCUGUACAUCGGCUUGUAUUUAUGUAUGUCUGUAUGUAAAGUACGUCGCUCUUAGCAGGUAAGUAAGGAAAUGAUCACUGAUAAUUUAAUUUUUAGCAUAAGUAGAUAAGUAUUACACUUUUGGAUACAAACUUAUUGUUGUGAGUCUUUAAACACGAAUAAAAGAACAUUUUUA